AUGGCCGCUACAUCAAAUACUAAUAUGUCAACUAAAGUCAUUCGUAUACAAGAUGAUGAAAAAGUAUUAUUAUUUCAAUUACGUGAAAUUUAUGGUAAUGAUUAUAAAAAGUAUGGUGAAUAUAUCAAACGAGAAUCAAAUGUACCAUUAACAAUAAAAAAAAUUUAUAAAUUAUUAGACGAACGUAAAGCUUAUCGACGUAUUUCAGAUUAUUUUCAUCGUGAACGUGCAGCGAAAAAAGCAAAAGAUCCUCGUUUAAAUGGUAUUAAUGGAUCUUAUACUCGUUCGUCAACACGUGGUAUUACUCAAGUACCGGAACAAAUAUCUUCACUCAAUAUUGAUCAUGAAAUGGAUGAUGAUGAUGAAAUAAACAACAAUGAUGAUGAAGAUAAUCACACAGGUACGGAUAAUGAUCAACAACAACCAUCAAGUCCAACAAUAACAAACGGAAGUGAUGAAAAUAAUGAAAUAAAUCAUAUAAUGCAUGAUGAUGAUGAUCAACAACAAAGUCGACAUGCACCAAUAAUUACUUCAACUCAUCAACGAAAACGAAUAUUACCAUUGACAAAUCAUCGACGUCCAAUGCCUUCAUCUACAAUGAAUGGAAAAUCUGAUUUAUUUUCUGUACGUGCACAUUUAGAAAAAGCUUUACAUGAACUUGAUCGUGCUCUUAUAUCAAAAGAUGAAUAUAAUAAUGAUGAUGAACAACAUCAGUCUCUUCUAACAAGAAAUCAUUUAUUAACAAAUGGUCAUCGUCAUUCAAAACUAGAUGAUAUUGUACGUUCCUUAUCAAAUGUUGUUAAUCAACAACAAGAAAAUGCUCGAUUAAUUAUUGAUGAAUCAUCCGUUUUAUUAGUUGAUGAUGAACAAAAAGGUGAUCAACAUUCAGUAAGAUUAUCAUCAACAACGCAAGAAUCGAUUAAAAGUGUUCUUGAACGAUUGAAUGCUCUUGUCGAUCGGGGUAAUUCAAUUUAUGAUCGAGUAGAAAGUAUUCUAUCUGAACUUUGA
This is a messenger RNA of Adineta steineri, 1008 nucleotides long. The record is from the annotation of a GenBank genome assembly. Lineage: Eukaryota; Metazoa; Rotifera; Eurotatoria; Adinetida; Adinetidae.